UUCGGUCGACAACACUAAAUAGCAGCGACACAAUCUUGAUUGACUUCAUUAUGAAUUUGAAGUGUUUAUUUAUUUUAUUCGCUACUAGUUUGACGUACAGUUCCGGUGUGGAUCUGUCAAAAAUUCUUGAAUGGUACAAACCCCGUCAUUAUGAAAUUGCCAAUGGAGAAGACAAGGUUGAUCUCAGAAUAUACUACGAAGCUAUGUGUCCAGGUUGCAUAAUAGAGUACACACGCAUUUUACCUGACAUACUAGAUAAACUUGGAGCAUACGUAAAUCUUAAAACAUAUCCUUAUGGAAACGCUUGGAAGACAGAAAAUGGAAAAAUCCAAUGCCAGCACGGCCCGGAAGAAUGUUACGGUAACAAGUUGCACGCAUGCGCCAUCGACAUACUCAAGGAUACUACUCAGUACGUGAAGUACACCGCUUGCAUGAUGUCUGGACAGGAGGACGGCAGUGGUGGCUCAAAUGAUAAAGGCGCCACUUCAUGCGGUAAACAAAUGGGAAUCGAUGCAACCAAGAUCAUCGAAUGUGCUAAAGGUGAAAAAGGCGAAAAACUGCUAGAAAAAUACGGGGAAGAAACCGAUUACGAAGUCCCGGACUUGAGAAGCGUGCCAUGGUCGCUAAUAAACGGCAAAUUUGUGAGUGCCGAGAAGUGGUUCGCCACUAUCUGUGCCGCUUUGGCCCAUCUCCCCCAGAGUGUAAAUAAUUGUGUAUAA
Molecule: messenger RNA, 719 nt
Organism: Leguminivora glycinivorella
Lineage: Eukaryota; Metazoa; Arthropoda; Insecta; Lepidoptera; Tortricidae
Product: gamma-interferon-responsive lysosomal thiol protein-like
Exons: 5
Coding region: 51-719 (222 amino acids)
Molecular function (GO): oxidoreductase activity, acting on a sulfur group of donors, disulfide as acceptor
Source: RefSeq, a predicted model, not a curated record